AAACAGCCCCAGUUAUGAAUUGAAGGGAGUCAUAUGUUAUUCCCUGCUCCUCCUCCUCCUUCGAACAGGCAUGGCGGAGAAACUGUCGGCAGUGGCGAAGAUUCUAACUCCGUCUCCAAUUCAACAACUGUCGCUACUUGCCCAGAGAUGCAAUGCCGUCAACCUCGCCGAAGGCUUCCCCGAUUUCCCUGCUCCUCCCCACAUCAAGAACGCCGCCAUCUCCGCCAUUGUUUCCGACUUCAAUCAAUACAGGCUUUUUUUGGUUACUCAAGGCAUGUUCAAGGAAUUUGUGACCAUGUGGCUAAGAUUAUGAAACAUAUGCAUGGCUUAGAUUUCAACCCUCUAACGGAUAUAGCUAUUUGCUGUGGUCAAUCUGAGGCAUUCGCAGCAACAAUGUUUGCAACAAUAGACAAAGGUGAUGAAGUCAUUUUGUUUGAUCCUUCGUUUGAGACAUAUGAAGCAUGUAUCAGUAUGGCUGGAGGCAUUCCAGUAUAUGUGCCCCUUGAUCCACCUUUUUGGACUUUGGAUGCUGACAAACUCAUGAAAUCCUUUACUACUAGAACAAAAGCUAUAGUAUUGAACAGCCCUCAUAAUCCAACUGGAAAAGUAUUCACCAAGAAUGAGCUUGAGACAAUUGCUGGAGCUUGCCACACCAGAGAUUGUCUAGCUAUAACUGACGAAGUAUACGAACAUAUAACUUAUGACAAUGAGAAACAUAUAUCCUUGGCCUCACUUCCAGGAAUGCAAAGGCGAACUAUCAUCACAUCUUCCCUGUCCAAGACUUACAGUGUUACAGGUUGGAGAAUUGGAUGGGCAGUUGCUCCUGCAUGUAUUGCAUCUGCAAUUAGAAAUAUCCAUACUAAAUUAACGGACUCUGCUCCAGCACCUUUCCAGGAAGCUGCCUUGACUGCUUUGAGAAGCCCUUUAGAAUACUUUGAAUCGUUGAGAAGAGAUUAUGAAUCAAGAAGAAAUUACACUAUCAAAUUGCUUGCUGGGGUUGGCUUCCAGGUUCAAUUUAAGCCUCAAGGUUCAUUUUUUCUAUUUGCGGAGCUUCCUGAGAAUUGUGCGCUAUCUGAUAUGGAAUUUGUCGAGGAACUAAUUAAACAAGCGGGAGUGGUGGCCGUGCCAGGGUUUGGUUUUUUCCAUAGAAACUUGUAUUUGGAGAAAUUUCCUCCAGUUGAUUAUAGUUAUCAGGAGAGAUAUAUCAGGUUUGCUUUCUGCAAAAGCGAUGCAACUUUGGCUGCUGCUGCACAAAAAAUUGGCGAGCUUGUGGAUUCUUCGGGGCUUCUCAAACUAUUUAAAUUUGAGAGAAUGGCUAUUAAAAUCUGAUUUUUGUAUGAAAGACGCACUGAGAAGGCAAAUGAGAAUUAUUGAGAUGUUAUGUACCUCAUUGAAUUUGUAUGCAUAAACAUUGUUAUUGUUGAGAAACAUAUUAAAGUCUGUCAAAAAUUGAGGAAACAAUGGGGGCUUACAAAAGAAUGUUUUUAGGUCCAACAUAUUUGAAGCCAGAGGCAGCUUAACCUUUUAUGGGAUCUUGAAUACAUGGUGGCUUGGAUGAAAAUGCAUUGUGUUAUCUUUGUCAACAAGGUAUGCUUUAUUCUAUAAGAUAAAAUGAACUUCAUGUGUAAUAUUCAAAUUAAAUUGGUAAUAAUGUUGUUUUGCUACUGGAAAUUUCAAGAAUUUGUGCCAUUACUUUUUGUAGGAGAACCAUGUCCUU
This is a messenger RNA of Camellia sinensis, 1717 nucleotides long. The record is from RefSeq and is a predicted model, not a curated record. Lineage: Eukaryota; Viridiplantae; Streptophyta; Magnoliopsida; Ericales; Theaceae.